AUGCCAGCCGCCACCAUCCAACAGAUCCUCGACGACGGCGACUUCAAAGAACCACUAGAGCUAGACCAUACUGAUCUUCACUAUCGUGGUAAUGAAGCUUGGGAGCAGGAAGAUAGAGACGACCCUGAGACGAGGUUUAACGAGGCCAUGGCCGUGCACGACAUUGCUGCUGCGUAUGUGUACUUGUGGGAGUUCUCGACUCGCGCCAGGUGGCGACAAGGCCAUCACGAAGCGACAUAUCUGCAGAGCCUUGAUGAGAAAGGGCGAAUUCGCUAUCAGAUCCAGACCGUCUGCGAGGCCUACAAGGAAUAUCGCGUACUCGACAAAGAAAGACUGUUCGUUGUCGGCUAUCAGAUUGAACAGAACAGGCUCGUUGAAGAUGAGCUCCUUACCAGCGAGCUUAACGCGCUGAUAGUGCUUGCUACCAAAUACGACAUGGACCCAACCUAUCUAAAAUCUGAUGAGUUUAUUGUUACCGUCAUCACCGGAUGCGACCGCCAGGUGCGCGUUGCACAGAGUCGAGUGAUUCUAGCACGCAAGAAAUUGACGUGA
Messenger RNA from Akanthomyces muscarius, 552 nucleotides. RefSeq lists its product as uncharacterized. The coding region runs from base 1 to 552 and encodes 183 amino acids. The transcript has 3 exons. Lineage: Eukaryota; Fungi; Ascomycota; Sordariomycetes; Hypocreales; Cordycipitaceae. The record is from RefSeq and is a predicted model, not a curated record.